Messenger RNA from Bicyclus anynana (squinting bush brown), 2434 nucleotides. RefSeq names its product proton channel OtopLc-like. Gene Ontology annotation, molecular function: proton channel activity. The record is from RefSeq and is a predicted model, not a curated record. Lineage: Eukaryota; Metazoa; Arthropoda; Insecta; Lepidoptera; Nymphalidae. Gene Ontology annotation, biological process: proton transmembrane transport. Gene Ontology annotation, cellular component: membrane. Bases 1 to 2319 code for a protein of 772 amino acids. The transcript has 15 exons.
AUGACUGAACCUAAUGCAGGAAAAGGCGACAUUUCAGAAGAAAUAUUGAAUAGGAAGAAUCUGGGAGAGAAAAAGUAUCAUUCGGAAACAUCGUUGCAGAAAUUUGGUGAAGAGAAUGAAGAGCCAGAAGCCACGAAGGAUCCUGGAGUGCUCAACACAUCGGUGACUGCGCUGUCGCUAGAGGACGCGCUAGCGCGGCGCCGGGCCGUGUCUCAGCCAGGCCCGGCGGGCGGGAGUCUGGUCACCGCCACAGCGGGCCGCACGCGGCGGCGCCCGCCUCGCAAUGUCAUGUACGCCGCUGAUCUCGAAAGAACUGACUCGACAGAGGGACCGAAGUUGAUUUUGAGUAAUAGAGAUGAUUAUUCAUUUCCUCCUACGCCAUUAGGUAAUCCACUUUCAUACAAUGGAAAUGGAAAUCUUUAUGGAAACUUUAGAAAUGGAGACAUUAAAUCUCUCAAUAGCUAUCGUAUGAACACGCCGACGGAGCUGCGUGGAGGCACCACCCCGCGCAAGCGAUCGGUCGCGACCAUGGACGCGCAAUCCCUACGCUCCGUGGAGACGCACGCGCCGCCGCCCACCAGUCCGGAGGAGAACAGUCGCCUUACCAUAAAAUACCUCAGUUUGAUGCUAAGCUGCAUGUACGCAGUAUUACUAGUCACGCUCGGUUUCAUAGUUUACAUCACCGAUCCAUUUCUAAGGCACAUGGCACCAUCGCCGAUAUAUUCUUUAGUACUCCUGGGAAUCGGGUUUCUGUAUCACGUCUACCUAAUAAUAGACAUCGCCAGAUACAAACGGGUGGCGGUUAAAAAUCAAAAAAUCAAAGGCCUCCACAAUAAAAACCUUCAAGAGUUUUUCAGAAAACAAGAGGAGGAGUUUGGCUACAGUCCUGGUGAAGGCACUCCAGGAAGCACUGCUUCUCAAUCGUUCCCCUCAGCAGCGCUGCUCCCCAUGAACCAUGACUACUGCUUCAGCCAUGGGCGGCAUUCAGGCAGCUUUUACCUGAAAUUAGGAGCAGCAGGUUUUGCACUGGGUCACCUUAUCCACUCGGUCCUUCAGAUAACAGUGCAAGUAGGCUUUCUGGUAGACGAUGAUAUCGACAACGAUGAAUGCAUAGAUUAUCCACAGUUUGCCUAUGAUAUCGCAAAUCCACUGUACUGUUUUGUACAGCUUUAUUUUAUCUUCAAAUACUCCAAUGUUCAUAUAUUAAAAGCACAGGGUUUAGCCCAUUUUGGGUUCAUGCACAUGAUCGGCAGUAGUCUGUGUUUCUGGGUGUACAACAUUGUUCGAGAAACAGUACUUGCUUUGUCGAUUUACGCCGGUAUACUAUACGGAAACAGAACAAUAGAAGAAGAACCACACGAAGAGCUUCCACCCAACCUUGAUAUAAGUGUUCUACACAACGAGAACUGCACAGGAUCGCAGGCUAUAACGUCGAUUAUCGAAAACUUUUCGCCCUAUCUUUACCCAUUCGGCGUGGAAUAUAAUAUUCUGAUUGUUGCUAUUUACUACAUCAUUUGGAGUCAUAUUGGAAUAUGUGAUAACGAAGAUUCGGACAGUAGCUCUGGCUCAGGCGAUAACCAAACAGUUUGCAAAAUACCAACAGCGAGCGAGGAGAAUGACUACACAAGUAAUAUCGUGGUUCACGCGGACUGCCAUGCCUCUAACAAGGGACUAUUCCUUGGCCUUGUACUAACUGUGUGUGUUGCUGGGUUGCUCAUACUUGGAUUUGUUUUUAGCAGCGUUGGAAAUGAAUACCUCGAAUUGGGCUACUUUAUCAACUCCUGCACAAAACUUGGACUGCACAUAAUGUUGCUCUUUGGUGUGGUGAUUGCUUUUAACCAGACAAGGAAGCUGGAUAUUAACGAACACCCUGUAUCACUCCUCGAUGACAUCCUCCUGUUCAUAUGUUUGCCGGCUUUCUUUAUGGAGACUGUAUUUUCAAUGAUUGCCACUAUCAACAUAUUGAAUGUUAUCAAAUCUAUUGACGUCAUGGUCAUGGCAGUCCAAAUCAUCAUUCAAACAACUCUCCUAGUGGAUGGACUCCGACGAUGCAGUAACAGUCGCAAGCUACGGCGAUCCAAGCCGGGCAGAGAAGUUCUCAUGUUCUUGCUCAUCGCCAACGUAGCCAUGUGGCUUAUACACACCUUCUCCUACAAAGCGCCCGACAGUCUCGACGAGAGAUACGAGUUCUACGGCAAAGUUCUGUGGAGCAUCCUCGGCCACGUCUGCUUGCCGCUCAUAAUGUUCUACAGAUUCCACUCUAGUGUUUGCUUUGCAGACAUAUGGGGUGGAGCGUAUAAACCUGGCUCAGAUCAUUAGUGACUGUUUUUGUAUAAAAUUUUGUGUGAUAUCUCGAAAAGCACAAUUAUGCAAGAGGACAUAACUAAUGUGUUUUUCAAGUACUUAUUAGUUAGUUAGUUAUGAUGCGAGAAUU